UCGCUUACCACUGUUCUGCUCUUGUCCUACAUCUCCUUCAAGAACAAGAAGAAAAGAAUGGCAAGAAAUGAACUCCAUGUCCUCAAUGCACUUGACCUUGCUAAAACACAAUGGUACCAUUUCACGGCGAUCAUCAUCGCCGGAAUGGGCUUCUUCACCGACGCUUAUGAUCUCUUUGGCAUCUCACUUGUCACAAAACUCCUCGGUCGUAUUUACUACUAUGUGCCCGAGUCACCGAACCCAGGAACACUGCCUCCAAACAUCGCCGCCGCCGUUAAUGGUGUCGCCUUCGUGGGAACACUCUCCGGCCAACUCUUCUUUGGUUGGCUUGGUGAUAAGAUGGGUAGGAAAAAAGUCUAUGGUAUGACACUCAUGCUGAUGGUCAUUUGUUCAAUUGCCUCCGGCUUAUCUUUCGGUCAUACUCCCAAUGGUGUUAUUGCCACUCUUUGCUUCUUUCGCUUUUGGCUUGGUUUUGGUAUUGGUGGUGAUUAUCCGCUUUCGGCCACAAUCAUGUCUGAGUAUGCAAACAAGAAAACUCGGGGGGCUUUUAUUGCGGCUGUCUUCGCAAUGCAAGGCUUCGGCAUUCUUGCCGGUGGAAUGGUGGCCAUAAUAAUAGCAGCUGCAUUCAAGAGCAAAUUCGAUGCCCCUCCGUACAAUGUUGAUCGGGCAAUGUCCACUGUGCCACAAGCUGACUAUGUUUGGCGUAUCAUACUAAUGUUCGGUGCAAUGCCUGCAGCGAUGACUUACUAUUGGCGGAUGAAAAUGCCGGAGACAGCGAGGUAUACUGCACUUGUUGCAAAAAAUGCAAAGCAAGCGGCAGCAGAUAUGUCGAGGGUCUUGCAAGUUGAGAUCGAAGAAGAACAAUCAAAGGUCGAGGAAAUUACAAACAAUGGAGCUAAUAACUUCGGUUUGUUCUCUCAUGAGUUCUUCCGCCUCCACGGCCUUCAUCUGCUCGGUACAACAAGUUGUUGGUUCCUCCUUGAUAUUGCCUUCUACUCGCAAAAUCUUUUUCAAAAGGACAUCUUUUCCGCGAUCAAUUGGAUACCGAAAGCAAACACUAUGAGUGCACUUGAUGAACUUUACAAGAUUGCGCGGGCACAAACUCUUAUUGCGCUUUGCGGUACCGUGCCUGGUUACUGGUUCACGGUCGCACUCAUAGAUGUAGUUGGUCGGUUUUGGAUUCAGCUUCUCGGUUUUAUAAUGAUGACCGCUUUCAUGCUUGGCCUUGCAAUACCAUACCAUCACUGGACUACUAAAGGCAACCACAUUGGCUUUAUAGUUAUGUAUGCAUUCACUUUCUUCUUCGCAAACUUCGGUCCUAAUAGUACCACGUUCAUUGUUCCUGCCGAGAUUUUUCCAGCAAGGUUGCGAUCGACAUGCCAUGGUAUAUCGGCAGCGGCAGGUAAGGCAGGGGCGAUUAUUGGGUCAUUCGGGUUUUUAUAUGCGGCACAAAAUCAAGACAAAUCAAAAGCUGAUUAUGGUUACCCCGCCGGAAUCGGAGUUAGGAACUCUUUGUUUGUGCUUGCAGCAUGUAACUUGCUUGGGGUAUUUUUCACCUUGUUGGUACCAGAGUCCAAAGGAAAAUCACUUGAAGAAAUGUCUGGUGAGCAUGAAGAUGAAUCAGAGACCAGCAACAGGACUGUUCCUGUCUAAGUCCUUUGAGUUACCCUUUAAUUGUGUUCUCCUAAGAACGUUCAACUCUUAUUGUAACUAUUAGAGAUUAUGUAUGCAACACUUCCUCGUCUAAGCAAAGUUAGCAAACAGAUAUUUACUACAA
Messenger RNA from Dioscorea cayenensis subsp. rotundata (Guinea yam), 1777 nucleotides. Its product is annotated as probable inorganic phosphate transporter 1-4. Gene Ontology annotation, molecular function: phosphate transmembrane transporter activity. The record is from RefSeq and is a predicted model, not a curated record. Gene Ontology annotation, cellular component: membrane. Gene Ontology annotation, biological process: phosphate ion transport; transmembrane transport. NCBI's taxonomy places the organism in Eukaryota, Viridiplantae, Streptophyta, Magnoliopsida, Dioscoreales, Dioscoreaceae.